Messenger RNA from Bombina bombina (fire-bellied toad), 950 nucleotides. RefSeq lists its product as uncharacterized. Lineage: Eukaryota; Metazoa; Chordata; Amphibia; Anura; Bombinatoridae. Bases 33 to 950 code for a protein of 305 amino acids. The transcript is spliced from 4 exons. The record is from RefSeq and is a predicted model, not a curated record.
AAUUCAUUUAGCUUUGGUUAUUACUCUUCAAUAUGAUUGCUGUAGGAAUCCUAAUGUUUGUUGCACUGAUCAUUUCAUAUGCUGAUUGUCAGCCCCCAGUGUUGGUACUUGAUAAUGUUAUUGUAAAUGUUGGACAGAGAGCAUCUUUCACCUGCAAGAUUGGAGCUAAGGAUGGAGACUAUGUAUAUUUCUUAAAGCAAAACUCUGGAGAAGUUCCUCAGCUUAUACUGUAUAAUCACCACUCUUUCACAGCCCCUAAAUAUGGUCCUGGAAUGUCAUCAGCACAAUAUACAAGUUCCAUAAACAGCGCUGGAACAGAAUAUCAGCUAAUUAUAACAAAGGCAGAAGCAACAGACACUUCUUUAUAUUACUGUGUCAAAUGGUACAGUGUAGGAUACCACAGUGAUAAACAGCAGAACAAAAUCUGUAUUUACUAUUCUGAUUACUUCCCUUAUCCUCAUACAGAGAAUCAAAAUAUCUUUAGAGCAAUAUUUAAAUCCUGUGCAAUGUAUGUGACAAGGGAAAAGGAAAUAAAAGACCAGAACCAAUUUCAUUCAGACAUGAAUCCUAUUGUUAGAUUCCUGUGCAGUUCUCUGUUACUAAUUGCAGAUGUAUUUUGCCAAACUCCUGUGCUGUCACCCUCUACUCAUUCUGCUGGUGUUGGUCAAAGUGUAACAUUUAAUUGUGUUACUGGUGUAAAAGAUUCAGAUGCUACAGCUUUUAUUAGACAAUAUCCAGGAGAAACUCCAAAGAAGAUUUUACAUAAUUAUCACUCAUACUCAGCUCCUGUUUAUGGACCAGGAUUUUCUUCAAACAAAUUUUCUUCAACCAUAAACAGUGCUGGGACAGAAUAUCAGUUGACUGUGAAAAAUCUAGAAGUCACAGAUACAGCUGUUUAUUACUGUGCUAAAUGGUACACAGCAAGAGCUGCAUACCACUGUGAUAUAUAG